AUGGACGAAAAGCCCCACGCUUCUGGCCAGAGAAGGUCAGCUGAGAUCAACCAAGCCUCCCCCAUAUUGCUGCAGGAGCUAGAGCCAUCUCCUAUUGAGUGGUCUCCGGACUUAGAAUUGGGAGAAUACUUCCCCAACACCCGUAGCGGCAGUGAAGGCAGAUGCAAUUGCAGAUACAACCCAUUCCGAUAUCUAAAUCUGGGUCUGGGACUAAGCGGAAGGGGUUGGGAAUACUGGCUAUCUAUCCUCCAAAGAACCUCGACCUAUCCGCCCACUAUCUUUCUAGGGCUACAUCUUUCAAACACUUCCAUAAUCCCUCUCUUCACAGGCUCUGUGCCCUCUGCGGAACCAUUCCUCCUCCUGACCCGCCCACUAUACCAAUCCCCAGCCCUAGAACCCCUCCUCCUUACUAUUCCGGUACUCACCCACCUCGCCUCCGGUGUAGCCCUGCGUAUCCUUCGUGCCAGACGCCGUACUCGCCUUUACGGCGCCGAGACACACGAACAGCGUAAUGAAAUUCGCUCUUCCGGAAACUGGAAAUACCCUAGCGUCCAGGCGCGGCUGGGGUAUAUGCUCUUGCCUCUACUAGCAUCGCACGUGCUUGUUAACCGGGUUGUGCCUCUCUAUGUGGACGGGGGCAGUUCGGGGGUUGGAUUGGGAUUUGUGGCUCAUGGCAUUGCAAGGUCACCGUGGCUCAUGAAUCUGGGGUACGCGGCGUUUGUGGGGGUAGGUGUUUGGCAUUUUGCUUGGGGGUGGGCAUGGUGGAUGGGGUAUAAGCGGGAGGUGGCGGAGACCGGUAAGGGGAAGGGAAAGAGGGUUGGGAGGAGCACCGGGCCUAACGGCGGUUUUCUGGGAUCAUUUGAAACAGGAGGCGAGUUUAGAAGAAGGUCGAGGAAGGUAAGGUGGAUUAUCAAUGGGAUUGCGGCGGUGGGAGCUGGGUUGUGGCUGGCAGGUGGUUUGGGGGUUGUGGGACGGGAAGGGCUGGGGAGUGGUUGGGAAGCGAGUGGUUGGGAUAAAGUUUAUAGAGAGAUACCAGUGCUGAGCCGGGUUUUCGGGUUGCAAUGA
Messenger RNA from Paracoccidioides brasiliensis Pb18, 1065 nucleotides. RefSeq lists its product as uncharacterized. The record is from RefSeq and is a predicted model, not a curated record. The coding region runs from base 1 to 1065 and encodes 354 amino acids. The transcript is spliced from 2 exons. Gene Ontology annotation, biological process: lipid homeostasis; mitochondrion organization. Gene Ontology annotation, cellular component: mitochondrial outer membrane.